GCACCCGCAUCACUCAAGCUGCCCAAGCUACCUUAACCAUUUUAGUGCUGUACGAGAGAGAAAGACAUAUGUAGGCUACUUACUCAUCAUCGCUUUCCAGAAACAUUGCAGAAUACGCAGAAGGCAAAAUGGAAAAGCAACAUCCAGUCGCAGGUGAAUGUGAGGACCAGUGAGGAUAAAAAACUCUGCGUUCCUGUGCGUUAUUGCGGUGAUGGAGCUCACAACACUUGUAGCUGCGCCCCGGGUAUCUGAUGCUGAACGAUGCUGAGAGUCUGGCUUCAGAAUGUUGGAAUUGGGCACCUGUUCGGACAGCGCUCAGAGCCUUUCUGACCGCAAUGCCCUGGCAGUGCCAUCUUUCCGUCAGGGGAGGUUCGGGGGGAGCCCACCUUCACGAUGUUUCCUCCGCCAGCCGCAGGACCCGGAGGUCUGGCACAAGCAUCGUGGAGCACUGGAGGACGGUUCCCCUGCCUGCUCGCUGCUGGAGCCCCAAAGCCUGGCUGACAACUUCAUGUCUAAUGCAUCCAGUUUCGACACCCUUUACAUACCCCACACACAUCAGAUGGGUCUGCCGCCCUCCUCCCUGGAUCUGGCGGGGUCGUGCGAGGGAGCUGCCGCGUUGGGUCUUGACCCGAUUGCUGUUAGCCCGAAUAUCAUUAAACGACGCAGGGGAGGGCUCAUCGAACAACGGGACAUCAUUAGAGCACACCAGGCACACAAGAUUCAGAGCACCCCACAGGCCCGACGGAAAGAAUGGGAAAUGGCUCGGUUCGGAGACGAUGUUCCCGGUCUGUUGGGAGCCGGGGAUGGGGGAUCGGAGCGCAAUCGGAACCGCGAGGCUCCUGCGGUAUCCACAGGUGGAGUUUCACCAGUCUUCAAACAGACCAAAGCGCAGCGAGCUCGAACCAUGGCCCUGUACAACCCAAUUCCAGUCCGACAGAACUGCUUCACCGUUAACAGGUCUCUCUUUAUCUUUGGAGAGGACAACAUCGUUAGGAAGUAUGCCAAGAAGAUAAUAGAGUGGCCUCCGUUUGAGUACAUGAUCCUGGCCACCAUCAUUGCCAACUGCAUCGUUCUGGCCUUGGAGCAACAUCUGCCCGGAGAGGACAAGACGCCCAUGUCAAAGAGACUUGAAAAAACAGAGCCCUACUUCAUAGGAAUGUUUUGCUUCGAGGCUGGAAUAAAAAUCAUUGCCUUGGGAUUUGUAUUCCACAAAGGCUCGUACCUGAGGAACGGCUGGAACGUCAUGGACUUCAUUGUCGUCCUUAGUGGGAUUUUGGCUACAGCAGGAGCUCACAUGAAUAUUCCUGUAGACCUGCGCACACUGAGAGCUGUGAGGGUUUUACGGCCCCUUAAACUGGUCUCCGGCAUCCCCAGUCUGCAAAUAGUUUUGAAGUCCAUCAUGAAGGCCAUGGUUCCCCUGCUGCAGAUCGGCCUGCUGUUGUUUUUUGCCAUUCUCAUGUUUGCCAUCAUUGGACUGGAAUUUUACAGCGGAAAACUUCACAGUCACUGUGAAGCUGAACCAGACAUCAGUGGCAAUGAGACUGUGGAUUCAUCUGAUUCUGAAUACCCAUGUGGUUACAGGAAAUGUCCUCUAAAAUAUAAAUGCGCUGGCAACUGGACAGGACCCAACGAUGGCAUCACCCAGUUUGAUAACAUCUUGUUUUCCGUACUUACCGUCUUUCAGUGCAUAACAAUGGAAGGCUGGACGACGGUACUUUAUAAUACCAAUGAUGCCUUAGGCCCUACGUGGAACUGGCUGUACUUCAUCCCACUAAUAAUAAUUGGAUCCUUUUUUGUGUUAAAUCUUGUAUUAGGAGUUCUUUCAGGGGAGUUUGCUAAAGAGAGGGAGCGGGUGGAGAACCGCCGAGCCUUCAUGAAGCUCAGGAGACAGCAGCAGAUCGAGAGGGAGUUAAAUGGGUAUCGGGCCUGGAUCGACCGUGCAGAGGAGGUUAUGCUUGCAGAAGAGAACAAGAAUUCUGGACCUUCUGCUUUAGAUGUGCUUAAAAGAGCCACCACCAUAAAGAGACGAGGCGUGGAUGAUGCCCGGAGAGGUCCAGAGGAGCCGUAUGCCGACAUAUCAUCUGUAGGCAUGCAGUUAAACAGAGCAAGCAUUCGCAGUGCCAAAAGAGGACCGACGUCGUAUUUCCGCCGGAAAGAACGCUUGUUACGGAUCUCCGUCCGCCGUAUGGUGAAGACUCACACUUUCUACUGGACCGUUCUGGGUCUGGUUGCUCUCAACACCCUAUGUGUGGCCAUCGUACAUCACAAACAGCCCAAUUGGUUGUCCUGCCUCCUCUACUAUGCAGAGUUUCUGUUUCUGGGUCUGUUUCUGACUGAGAUGUUUUUGAAGAUGUAUGGACUGGGGCCCAGACUCUAUUUUCACUCCUCUUUCAACUGCUUUGAUUGUGGGGUGAUAGUUGGCAGCAUCUUUGAGGUGCUCUGGGGAUUCUUCAGACCCGGCACAUCUUUUGGGAUCAGCGUUCUGCGUGCCUUACGGUUGCUGAGGAUCUUCAAGAUUACAAAGUACUGGGCGUCUCUGAGGAACCUGGUUGUCUCUCUGAUGAACUCUAUGAAGUCUAUCAUCAGUUUGCUUUUCCUGCUCUUUCUCUUCAUUGUGGUCUUUGCCCUUCUAGGCAUGCAGCUGUUCGGUGGGAGGUUCAUUUUUGAAGACUACACCCCUACUAAUUUUGACACUUUUCCGGCAGCUAUUAUGACAGUGUUUCAAAUUCUUACUGGUGAAGACUGGAAUGAGGUCAUGUACAAUGGCAUACGCUCUCAAGGCGGCGUUAAGUCAGGGAUGUGGUCGUCUGUGUACUUCAUUGUUUUAACCCUGUUUGGAAACUAUACGCUCCUCAAUGUCUUCUUGGCUAUCGCUGUUGACAAUUUGGCCAAUGCCCAGGAGCUCACAAAGGAUGAAGAGGAGGAAGAGGAGGCAUUUAAUAAGAAACACGCACUGCAGAAAGCCAAAGAGGUCGGACCAAUGUCGUCUUUUAUGUGCUCAGAGAGAAGACGACGCCCCUACCUGUACAGGAAGCGCGCAAUUCAUCGGAGCCGUGCAGCUUACUCCUUUGAGGACUCGGAGAGCCUCGCUAAUGCUCCUCCGCUCAAUGCCUCUAACUCUUUCAUGUCCAGGAGGGAGAGAAGGCGAAGGUUGACCAUGUCGGUGUGGGAGCAGAGGACCAGUCAGCUGCGCAGACACAGGCAGAUGUCCAGCCGUGAAAUUCUUUUCAACAGCCCAAGUGAGGAGCAAGAUGGACCUCCUGGUUGCCAGCUCAACCAGAAACCCGGUUUGACCCCCUCCAACAGCAAGAAGCGAGCCAACGAGACCUCUGCCACCACCACCACUCUGCCAGAAGGCACCUUAGAGCCGACCAUGCCCAUGGACAUGCCUUUGGAUGAUCAGUCUAUUCCAGAACCCCCUUUGGCUAUUCCUGAGCCACCAGUGACAGAGGACACAUCCCUCCCAGAGCCCCCAGUGAUGCUGAAUCUACCCCCACCAGAGCCCCCCGAAUCAAAGACCUCACCUGAGGCCACCCUAGAUGUCAACAACCAUUGCCCUAAACUGAGCGGGAACAGGCGACAGCGGGCAGUCCGUAAAUACAGGCCACCUGCGACGGGGGACAUGCUUACCCCUGAUAUGGGACCCAGGCCCAGACGGCUACGCCACCGCGAACCUCACACGGAUGCUAGGGGAAAGGAGAUGCAACAAGGUGGCACUGAUCAGAGGCCUGUGAACGAGGGAGAUGAAAGGGAAUCAAAGGAUGAUCGAGAGAUCAGCACUGAUAGCAGAGUAGCUGAACAGAGGCAGAACAAACCAGACACCUCUGAACCAUCUGAACCGAAAUCAACCGUAAAUUCCCCUCACAAAAAACAAGAUUCUGAGCCUGCAACACUCCAGCUCACAGAUUCACUCCAGCAGUCCCCACAGACCACUACUGGUGCCGGCGAGACAGAUAAAAACCACCACGGGUCCUUAAAGGAGAAGACCUCUUUCAAUACCAGCAUCGCCAUAGAAAUGACAGAUACUCAAGCAUCCAUGGAAUUGAUCUCGAUUACGGGUAAUAGCAAAGUCAUGGAGGCAUCCAAACUGGAAAAAGAAGAGGAAAACCCAGACGCACCCAACGCCCCUCCACCCGUCAGCAUGUUCAUCUUCAAACCCGACAACCCGGUCCGCAGGGCCUGCCACUACAUUGUCAAUCUCCGUUAUUUCGAGAUGUCAAUCCUUCUUGUGAUCGCCGCCAGCAGCAUCGCCCUGGCUGCCGAAGACCCUGUCAACACAAAUUCGGAAAGAAACAAAGUGCUGCGGUAUUUUGAUUAUGUGUUUACUGGCGUCUUUACGUUUGAAAUGAUAAUCAAGAUGAUUGAUCAAGGCUUGAUCAUUCAUGACGGAUCUUAUUUCCGUGACCUGUGGAACAUAUUGGACUUUAUAGUUGUGGUGGGAGCUCUAGUGGCCUUCGCUCUCACGAAUGUGAUGGGGAGUAACACAGGACGAGACAUUAAAACCAUAAAGUCGCUGCGUGUGCUCAGGGUUCUACGUCCUCUCAAGACAAUUAAACGGCUCCCCAAACUUAAGGCUGUCUUUGAUUGUGUGGUCACGUCGCUGAAGAACGUCUUCAACAUUCUCAUCGUCUACAAGCUUUUUAUGUUCAUAUUCGCCGUCAUCGCCGUGCAGCUUUUCAAAGGGAAAUUUUACUACUGUACAGACAGUUCCAAGGACACAGAAGAAGAAUGCAAGGGUUUCUACAUUGAUUACGACAGAGAGAAAAAAAAGGAGAAACGAGAGUGGAAAAGACGUGAUUUCCACUACGAUAACGUCAUUUGGGCCUUGUUGACUCUCUUCACCGUGUCUACUGGCGAGGGCUGGCCGCAAGUUUUGCAACACUCUGUAGAUGUGACGGAGGAGGACCGGGGACCCGUUCAGGGGAACAGAAUGGAGAUGGCCAUCUUCUACGUCAUUUAUUUCGUGGUCUUUCCCUUCUUCUUCGUCAACAUAUUUGUGGCCCUCAUCAUCAUCACCUUCCAAGAGCAAGGUGAUAAAAUGAUGGAGGAGUGCAGUCUGGAGAAAAAUGAGAGGGCUUGUAUCGACUUUGCUAUAAGUGCUAAGCCUCUGACCCGAUACAUGCCCCAGAACAGGCAGUCCUUACAGUACCGGCUGUGGCACUUCGUGGUAUCGCCCUUGUUUGAGUACACUGUGUUGACGAUGAUCGCCCUCAACACCAUCGUCCUUAUGAUGAAGCACCACGAGCCUCGUCCUGAAGGUUAUGAAGAUGUCCUAAAAUACCUAAACACUGCAUUCACUGUUAUUUUCUCUGUGGAGUGCGUUCUGAAGAUCCUGGCAUUUGGUUUAGUGAAUUAUUUUAGAGACACGUGGAAUAUAUUUGAUUUCAUCACGGUUCUAGGAAGCAUCACUGAAAUUUUGGUUGACCAAUUUUCUCAAAAGGCUGGCCCUUUUAACAUGAGCUUCCUGAAGCUGUUCAGGGCAGCUCGGCUUAUUAAACUUCUGCGUCAGGGUUACACCAUUCGUAUUCUGCUCUGGACAUUUGUGCAGUCCUUCAAGGCUCUUCCAUACGUUUGUCUGCUCAUCGCCAUGCUGUUUUUCAUCUAUGCCAUCAUUGGCAUGCAGGUGUUCGGCAACAUCAAGCUUAAUGAAAAAAGCCAAAUCAACCGUCACAAUAACUUCAAGACCUUCUUUGGUGCCCUCAUGCUGUUGUUCAGGAGUGCAACAGGUGAGUCAUGGCAGGACAUCAUGUUGUCGUGUUUAGGAGAGAAGGAGUGCGAAACAGACCUGUCUCUGAACAACUCCACAACAAAAGACAUACGGAGAGAAUGCGGUACAGACUUUGCAUACUUCUACUUCGUCUCUUUCAUCUUCUUCAGUUCAUUUCUGAUGCUAAAUCUGUUUGUGGCUGUGAUAAUGGAUAAUUUUGAGUAUCUGACACGCGAUUCGUCCAUUCUGGGUCCUCACCACUUAGAUGAGUUUGUACGCAUCUGGGGAGAGUAUGACCGGGCUGCAUGUGGAAAACUGCACUAUAAGGAGAUGUACAAAGUAGUGCGCUCAAUAUCGCCUCCUCUGGGCUUUGGAAAGAAUUGCCCAUACAGGGUGGCGUGCAAGCGGUUGGUGUUGAUGAACAUGCCAGUGGAUGAUGAAAUGACCGUCCACUUCACCUCCACUCUGAUGGCGCUAAUACGCACCGCUCUGGACAUUAAAAUCGCUCGAGGGGGAGAUGACAGGGGGCAGAUGGACGUAGAGUUGCAGAAGGAGAUCAGUGUUAUAUGGCCGCACCUCUCCCAAAAAAGUCUUGACCUGCUUGUACCCAUCAACAAGGCCAGUGAUAUGACCAUUGGGAAGAUCUACGCAGCCAUGAUGAUCAUGGAUUAUUACAAGCAAAACAAAGCUAAGAAGCUCCGUCAACAGCUUGAGGAACAGAAACACGCACCGAUGUUCCAACGCAUGGAUGCGUCGUCCCUGCCGCAGGACAUUCUCUGCAGUGCCAAAGCUUUACCGUUUCUGUCCCACAGUGCUGGAUCUGCUCUCACCAGAGGUGGCUUUGUGGCACUGAGUCCCAUCUCACCACAAGAUUUCUUCAUGCAGCCUGUAGCCCAAGACAGCAUGGAGGAAAGAGAGGAAUACCAGAACCAUUAUCUUCUUCAUAGCGCGGUGCCAGAGCACAAAGUGUUGGUCCCCACCAGCAUGCAGUCUGAUCCUCUGCAGGUACCAGGGAGAGGCGUCUCUAUCCGAGCCUCUUCCAUGCCUCGGCUGGCAAUAGAGCCACAGCAGGUGUCUUUAGAGAACAAACUGAUGAAGCGCUCGUUCUCCACCAUCGGCGAUCAAUGUGUGAACGGUGAAUGGCAGGCAGAGUUCUCGUUGGAGCGCGUGAGCCCUGAUCGACUGGAGAGACCCAGGCAACGAAGCUUCAGAGCUAUCAGGUCAAACCUGCGGGAGCCGGUGGACAAGGAGAGGGGACGAUCUAAAGAGAGGAGACAUCUGCUGUCUCCAGAUGUCUCACGUUGUAACUCAGAGGAAAGGAGCCAGUCACAGGAGAGACGACACUCGCGAUCACCUAGUGAGAGCAGGAAACAUAUGUCACAUAGACAGGGAAAUAGUUCGGUCAGCCCAAUUCCCUCCACCUCUGAAUCAGGGACUCCUCGUGGGCGCCGGCAACUCCCGCAAACGCCUUCUCGGCCUCGGCCUCACAUCUCCUAUUCUCCUUUGGUGUGUCGAGCCCAAGCAGCACCAGUAGUGGGCGGUUCCCUGGCCCGGCCCAAGGAGGAAGGGGAGGAGCCUUCCGGGAUCGGUCAAAGCACCGCCAUCGCCCACUCCACCCCCCACCGGUACAUCUCGGAGCCGUACCUGCCACUGCAGGAGGACGUUAACAGUCCGGACUCCAGCGGAAUCGAGGAGACUCUUACUUUCGAAGCCGCCGUUGCAACCAGCCUGGGCCGCGCCGAUGCCAUAAGCUCCGCCCCACAAUUACGUCACACUUGGCAGGUGCCUAACGGACAUUUACGGAAACGAUUAGCACAAGCCACGUCGGGAACGUCAGGCUGUGAGCUUCUUAGUGACACGGAUGAGGAUGACCGGUGUUAGAGGCGUCCAAAAGAUUAUGGACGAUGGAUGAUUCUCUAUCCUAACAAGUGGCAUCCUGGACAGAACGGUCUAAACUUGUGCCUCGACCCCAGGAAAAUAUGCCCACGUGUGUGUGUUUAUUUGUUUGUCUGUGAAUGUGGAAAAAUCAGAGAUGUGAUUUUGUAUUUUGGUAAAAUAACAGAUGCAUAUCGCUUGGGUGUGCACGCUGUUCUCAGGCAGGUUUUGCAAAUUAGCAGGAUGUACUGGAGGUUUAAGAUCAGGUAUGUGUUACGGUAAGUGCUUCUCUGAAUCCACCCCACAGAUGAAUCCAAAGCAGACCACAAGCUCAUCGUCAAGAUUUGGGCCGUAACCAAAUGCUCUCAGGUUCCAAAACCUGCCUCAAGAGACAUCAGGAAUAGCUGAUGAAGCUCUCGGAGAUACAGCAAGACUCUGAGAUCUGUGAUUGGAUGCCACACCAUUGGCAUGGAGUCGAACAGUUUGAUAAGCAGAUAAUGGAUGCUCUCUUACAUUUAAGACAUACACAUGCUUACCUAUAGGCAAUGACGAGAGGUAAAUACCCCUUUAAGUGCAUAUCUUAAUAAUGGUUGACAUUCCAUGCAGGUACAGGAAGGAAGCAAAUUCUGAACAGUGCAUGACUUUUAAUGCAACUGGACCCAGGUGACGUCCUGGCCUUUAACACUGGAGUCUUUACAAAGGACUCGUGUAUCAUAUGUAAACAUAUCACUGAGUCUCCAAGCCAUGUUUGAUUGUAAAUAAGUUCAGUUGUCUAAAAGAUGUUAUCUUUUGUGAAGCAAUGAUCAAUUCAUGUCCGUUCUACAGGUGCAGACUAGUACUAGUGGAUAUGGUUGACAUCCGUCAUGUUAUGUUAGACCCAGCGUCUCUUUCUGAAUCAAUUCUUUUUGACCCAAAUGAAUCAACACAUCAUGAAACCUGUGAGGAAAUCCACAAACCUAUUCAGUGAUGCAAAUAACAACAGCAGCGAAAUAGCGUCCGUCUUCUCGUUUACAUGAUACAUUUACAUGGAUUGUAUCAUUUUGGUAAUUUUAUUAUAAAUUAAAGUUAAUGGUAAUUUGGGGAAAUAUGUGAUCCAGGUAUAUGUUUCGUAUUUCUUUACCCCUUAAAGGCACACUCCACUUUUUUGAAAAUAUGCUCAUUUUCCAGCUCCCCUAGAGUUAAACAUUCGAUUUUUACCGUUUUGGAAUCCAUUCAGCUGAUCUCCGGGUCUGGCGCUACCACUUGUAGCAUAGCUUAGCAUAAUCCAUUGAAUCUGAUUAGACCAUUAGCAUCGCGCUAAAAAUAACCAAAGAGUUUCAAUAUUUUUCCUAUUUAAAAUGGACUUUUCUGUAGUUACAUCGUGUACUAAGACAGACGGAAAAUUUAAAGUUGCGAUUUUCUAGGCUGAUAUGGCUAGGAACUAUACUCUCAUUCUAGUGUAAUAAUCAAGGACUUUGCUGCCGUAACAUGUCUGCAGCAGGAGCAAUGAUAUUACGCAGCAACUGAAAGU
This is a messenger RNA of Misgurnus anguillicaudatus (oriental weatherfish), 9092 nucleotides long. Lineage: Eukaryota; Metazoa; Chordata; Actinopteri; Cypriniformes; Cobitidae. The record is from RefSeq and is a predicted model, not a curated record.